AUGUCUGACAUCGCAGUGCCAGCACCCGUUGUAGUGGAAAAUCAAGACGGAACUAAGACCAUUGUGUCUUACAAGAUCGACAAUGGCAAGAAGUUCAGAGUCACGCAAAAAGUGCGCGAAAUUAAGGUUACAGAGAAGGUGAACAAGUCAGUUGCAGCUCGUAAAAACUGGCACAAGUUUGGUGCUGAAAAAGACUCUGCACCUGGCCCAGACUACUCUACCACGCAACUGGGUGAAGAAAUAUUGUUGAGACUGGGAACGCAAUGGCGUAAAAUCGAAGAAGAAGAAGAACAGAAGGCCAAGGAAUCCAAAGGUGGUGAAAAACUCAUUACAUGUCGUAUCUGUGGUGGUAACCAUUAUACCAUGCACUGUCCUUUCAAAGAGACCAUGGGCGAUGCCAACGCUGUCAACGGCGGUGCUGGCGGAGACCCAGCGGUUUCCGGCGAUCCAGCGGUCGACGGUGGAGCUGGCGGCGAAGGUGAGAUCAUCGCAGGAAAAUACGUUCCUCCAUCCCGGAGAGCUGGUGCUCGCGAUCCUUCUUCUAGCAACAACUUCGAUGCUUACCGUGAUCAAAGAGAGCGUGACGAUGCUAUGACCUUGAAGAUCAUGCAAUUGAACGAAAACGCUGACGAGAAUACCCUAAGAUACGAACUGCUGUUCCCAUUCGGUAGAAUACCUAAAGUGGUGGUGGUGAGAAAUAGAGAAACCGGUAGAUCCAGAGGUAUCGCAUAUGUGACAUUCGAGACAGAAGAAAUUGCUGAAAGCGCUUUGAAUUUCCUAAACGGCAGAGGUUUUAUGAACCUGAUCUUGAAUGCUGACUGGUCCAAGCCUAAGGUAAAGGAGGAGUAA
Lachancea sp. 'fantastica' is the source of this 849-nucleotide messenger RNA. Lineage: Eukaryota; Fungi; Ascomycota; Saccharomycetes; Saccharomycetales; Saccharomycetaceae. The record is from the annotation of a GenBank genome assembly.